AUGUAUUCAAACAGAUCAUAAUAAUAAAAGAAAGAGGACACUUUUAUUCUCGGCUCAGUAAGUCCCACUGACUCACAAACUUAAGAAACUCAAUACAAAUAUCUCCCAUUGGUGACAAAAGCUAUAUAAGGCUAACUAGACCCUAAAUGGCAGGAAUGCAAAAUAAAAGGGAAGAACCUUACUCCUCGUUCGAACUGUGCAAUUACGAUUCAUCAAAACCACCUGUACUUAUACGGAGGGUAUUAGAGUGUUGAUGGAAUUUUGAAGGACUUUUAUAAAUUGAAUUUGGGAGCAGAAUACUUUUAUUGGCAGAACAUCAAAUGUGAUUAUGAGCCAGGUCCUCGUUGUCGCCAUACAUUUUGUGCUUUCAAGGAUAGUCUCUACUUAUUUGGUGGACAAACAGGUGAUUCUAUUACUACAAAUGAAAUAUUUGUUCAUGACGUCAAUCUAGGAUUGUGGACGAAAUUGAGCAUAAAUGAUUCUUACCCCUAACCAUUAGAUAACUAUUGUGCAACUAUUUAUAAUGAUCAGUUAAUUAUAUUUGGAGGCUUUUACACUGCAGAUACAUUUAAACAUUCCAAUGAUUUAUAUUCGUUUAGUUUCACACUAAACAAGUGGGUUAAAUUAAAUAAAUCUAAGGGAAAACAACCUUCUCCAAGAGAUGGCAGUUCCAUAGCCAUUCAUAAUUAGAUUCUCUAUAUGUUUGGAGGUAAGAAUGGAGAUUUGCGUUACAAUGAUUUGUGGCAAUUUGAUUUCUCAAAAUAGGAGUGGCAUUUCAUUCCUGUUAACAAUUUGUUUGAUAUUCCAAUGAGUCGAUCUGGACAUUCACUAAAAGGUUAUUAAGAUGAAUUGAUACUUUUUGGAGGCAUUCAUGACGUAACAUGGGAAUUGGAUGAUUUAUAUAAAUUUCAAAUAAAUCUAUUAGAAUGGAAAAUGAUUAAUAAAGAUACUUCUAGAAGAAAAGAUUUAGAAGUUCCCUCACCCACCAAAUCCAAUCGAAACACCCACAAUAAAAGGAGAUCCAUCAAGUUGCCAUCCCUUUUAAGACCUUUAAGUCUAAGGAGAUCUCCCUGUACAUCACCGAAGAAAGUCAGAUCCUCUUCUUAAUCUUAGCAUUCUUGUUUUUAUAAUAAUUAGAAUGGCUAACAGAGCUGUGAUUAUUAGAACAAUAGUUCAUCUAUUAAUACAACUAUUAAUUAUGUUUAGGAAAGAAUACAAUUAUAGAAACUUAAGAAGAAAGCAGCUAUGUUAAAACUCUUUGAAGUUGAAAUGAAUAAAAGAGCAGUGUUUUAAGAUGAUUGCAAUGUCACUGAAAAAUUAAAAACUUCAAUAAUUCUAAUAGGAAAUCCAAAACAGGAUCUAAAAUUAACAAAAGGUGCAUUAACUGAAUUUGGAUAAUAGAUUGUAUCAAAAUUUCUUCUUCCUUUAAGUAAUGGCUAAAAUACGAUAUAUGGGAAAAAACCAUGUGCUCGUGAUGGACAUGCAGUUGCAAUAAUCGAUGAUUAAAUGGUUCUCUUUGGAGGUGAUAGACAUACUAUGUCUUUUAAUGACCUCUAUCUUUUAAAUUUAAAGUAGUUCUGA
This is a messenger RNA of Paramecium tetraurelia, 1581 nucleotides long. RefSeq lists its product as uncharacterized. The record is from RefSeq and is a predicted model, not a curated record. Gene Ontology annotation, cellular component: Golgi apparatus. The transcript has 3 exons. NCBI's taxonomy places the organism in Eukaryota, Ciliophora, Oligohymenophorea, Peniculida, Parameciidae. Gene Ontology annotation, molecular function: protein binding.